Molecule: messenger RNA, 832 nt
Organism: Amphibalanus amphitrite
Lineage: Eukaryota; Metazoa; Arthropoda; Thecostraca; Balanomorpha; Balanidae
Exons: 5
Coding region: 83-832 (249 amino acids)
Source: RefSeq, a predicted model, not a curated record
CGGCACACACACCGCUCGGGGUGUGCGUGCGUCCGGUCGCGCACCGUCCGCUGUCGGCUCAACCCUCGCCUCUGAGCCGCCAAUGGGGCUGUCUGUGUGCCUGCGGCUGGCCUGGCUGGUCGCGGCGGCGGCGGCGGUGUACUCGCAGUACGAGGGUCCCCAGGAGCCGGACGAGCCGUGCCAGGACGUGACGGCCGAGUUCAACCGGCUGACCGAGCCGCUGCCGGCCGGCCGGCUGCCCCGUGCUGACCUGCAGCUCAUGACUGCUGACACGGACAACGAGAACUGGUGCCGCAACAUGUGCCAGGCCCGUCCGUCCUGUCGAAGCGUGGCGUUCAGUCGCGGGUCGGCCGAGUGCCGUCUGUUCCAGGUGCCAGCCACGCUUGACAACACAGAGGCCGCCGAUGGAGACUGGCUGCUCGUGAACCGCAUGUCUCAGGGUCAGUCCGCUUUGGCCCCUGGCCCUACCCGACCCUGCAUCAGUCCGCUCUGGCCCCUGGCCCCUACCCGACCCUGCAUCAGUCCGCUGUGGCCCCUACCCGACCCUGCAUCAGUCCGCUCUGGCCCCUACCCGACCCUGCAUCAGUCCGCUCUGCUACCUACCCGACCCUGCACGCUCCCGAAUCAGUCACCGGUGGUGGUGGACGUCUCUGCCCUGACGCGCGGCGUGCGUCUGCUCAGUGUGGAGCCGGCCGCGUUCCGCGUGCUCGAGGACCGCCCGCUACGCGCCCAGCUGCUCGACACCCGCCUCUACACGUUACAGAAACAGGAGCCGGCGCGCGCCGUCCGCGCCAUCAGAGAGUGCUUCCGCACGCAGUGGCUCGACCAGUGA